GUGAUGAGCUCCUUUCAGACUCAUUCCCCUACAAGGAAAUUGAAAAUGGAAUGCUGUGGGAAGUUGAGGGGAAGUGGGUUGUUCAAGGAGCUGUAAAUGUAGAUAUUGGUGCAAACCCUUCUGCUGAAGGUGGUGAAGAAGAUGAAGGGGUUGAUGAUCAGACUCAGAAGGUGGUUGAUAUCGUUGACACCUUCCGCCUUCAGGAACAACCUGCCUUUGACAAGAAGCAAUUUGUGACCUUUAUGAAGCGUUAUAUCAAGCAGUUGACACCCAAGCUGGAUGCCGAGAAGCAAGAGCUCUUCAAGAAGCAUAUUGAGGGAGCUACCAAGUAUUUACUCUCAAAGCUCAGUGACCUACAAUUUUUCGUGGGCGAGAGCAUGCAUGAUGAUGGCAGCAUGGUCUUUGCAUACUACAAGGAGGGUGCCACUGAUCCAACAUUUCUGUACUUGGCUUAUGGAUUGAAGGAGGUCAAGUGCUAAGGUUGACGCUGCCACUCACAAAGGGGGUGUUGUAGUUUGGUCAAUAGUACUGCCUUUAUCCUUCUGCUAGAAGUCCUAUUAUGUUACGUCCGUUUGACUGUUCUUUUUUGUCUUUUUAAUUUAACUAGGUUGGUAAGUACUUGUUCGAGUUUUGCUUAAGUGUGUUUUAAUGAGUUUUUUAUGAAAUUUUAAGUAUUGGGUCCAGGAAUAAACUAUGUUGGGGAGUAAACUAUCUUGCUGCCCUUUUUGCUUAUUAAUUGGCAAUGAGACCUAGUGUUGCUGUUUUUAUGUUUGA
This is a messenger RNA of Elaeis guineensis (African oil palm), 774 nucleotides long. The record is from RefSeq and is a predicted model, not a curated record. Lineage: Eukaryota; Viridiplantae; Streptophyta; Magnoliopsida; Arecales; Arecaceae.